Messenger RNA from Dendrobium catenatum, 1701 nucleotides. Its product is annotated as sorting nexin 1. The coding region runs from base 220 to 1425 and encodes 401 amino acids. The record is from RefSeq and is a predicted model, not a curated record. The transcript has 11 exons. Lineage: Eukaryota; Viridiplantae; Streptophyta; Magnoliopsida; Asparagales; Orchidaceae. Gene Ontology annotation, cellular component: endosome. Gene Ontology annotation, molecular function: phosphatidylinositol binding.
CCUAACCCAUCGGGUGAGCCAGACUAACCGGUUACGGAGAUCCGUGUUUCUAGGCGAUCCAGUACUCACAGAGCCUAGAAGUUCUUUCUUCCACGUCUCCCUUGAUUUGCUGCCCGAUGCAGUCCGUGCUAAGCUUCCACUCUCCUCGGUGAUCUUCCCGGCGCCGCGAUUCAGCCUCGUCGUAGCCUCCGCCGCUGCUUGAAAGAAGAAGAAGAGGCGAUGAUUUCCACGCAGAGGACAUUUUCGGGGUCUUCUCCUUCACAGAGUCCUAGAUCUCCGUCGGGGCAGCCUUUUCUAUCCGUCUCUGUGACUGACCCGGUGAAAUUGGGGAAUGGAGUGCAGGCGUAUAUCUCGUAUAGAGUCAUGUCCAAGACUAACAUGCCUGAAUAUCAAGGGCAAGAGAAGAUUGUCAUUCGGCGUUACAGCGACUUUGUUUGGUUGCGUGAUAGGCUUGCGGACAAGUUCAAAGGAAUUUUUAUUCCACCUUUGCCUGAGAAGAGCGCUGUAGAGAAGUUCCGCUUCAGUGCCGAGUUCAUUGAGAUGAGACGCCAAGCUCUUGAUGUGUUUAUUAACCGUGUAGCAUCACAUACUGAACUUAAACAAAGCGAGGAUUUGAGGAUCUUUUUACAAGAAGAUGAAGAGACUAUGGAAAGGACAAGAUCUCAAGAAACAGGAAUUUUCAAGAAGAAACCUUCAGAAUUUAUGCAAAUAUUUAAGGAUGUGCAGUCUAAGGUGAGUGAUGUUGUUUUGGGGAAGGAGAAACCUGUCGAGGAGUCGUCUCCUGAAUACGAGAAAUUGAAACAUUACAUUUUUGAGCUCGAAGACCACUUAGCUGAGGCACAAAAGCAGGCUUUCCGACUUGUAAAAAGGCACAGAGAGUUAGGACAAUCACUUUCUGAUUUUGGAAAAGCGAUCAAGCUCCUCGGUGCUUGUGAAGGUGAAUCACUUGGAAAGGCAUUUUCUGAGCUUGGUUCAAAAUCUGAGAUGAUGUCGAUAAAACUACAAAAAGAGGCGCACAACCUGCUCAUGAAUUUUGAAGAACCGCUGAAAGAUUAUGUUCGUGCAGUACAGUCUAUCAAGGUGACAAUGACGGACAGAGCCAAUGCUUUCAGACAGCACUAUGAAUUGGCAGAAACAAUUAGGCUGAAGGAAAUAAACCUUGAUAAGCUGACACUAAUUCGCUCAGAUAGAGCUGGCGAAGCUGAAAUUGAAUUCAGAGAGCUAAAAGCAGAGAGUGAGGAAGCAACCAGAAGGUAUGAAACGAUUGUUAAACUGAUGAAUGAAGAGCUUUCCCGUUUCCAGGAACAGAAAACUGCAGAAUUAGGUCUUGCCUUUCAUGAAUUUGCCAAAGGACAAGCAAAACUUUCCCAUGAUAUUGCUGAUGCAUGGAGAAGUCUCCUACCGAAGCUUGGUGUUUCUUCUUAGAUACCACCGAUUGUUAUAGAAAUUAUAAUUUAGCUUCUGUUCAUUCAAGAGUUUUGUAAUAUGAACAGUUUUGUGGUUUAUAACUAUGGUCUUUUUCGUUUUCUUAGUUAUUUUUUUCCUUUUUUUUUUUUCAUGUUUUAAGAUAUUAAUGAUUUAAAAGUUCUUCUGGCUGUAGAAUUGGAUAAUGCAAUAAUGACUGCUGGUUGUAGUUUGUAAAUUGGGUUGCCAGUAAUGUGGGUCAGAAUAAUAAAGAAUUGUGUUUGUCUUCCACUUCCA